Alnus glutinosa is the source of this 1347-nucleotide messenger RNA. Its product is annotated as ankyrin repeat-containing protein BDA1-like. The record is from RefSeq and is a predicted model, not a curated record. Bases 1 to 1347 code for a protein of 448 amino acids. The transcript is spliced from 2 exons. Lineage: Eukaryota; Viridiplantae; Streptophyta; Magnoliopsida; Fagales; Betulaceae. Gene Ontology annotation, molecular function: protein binding.
AUGGACCAGAGUUUGUGGGAUGCUGCUCAGCAUGGAAGCAUCGAUGCCUUGUACGCAUUGAUACAAAGGGAUCCAAAUGUUUUGGAUAGAAUCGAUGACAUUCCAUUUGUUGAGACUCCUUUACACACAGUUGCAUCUGCUGGGCACACCCGGUUUGCCAUGGAGAUCAUGAGGUUAAAGCCCUCAUUUGCUAGGAAGCUUAACCAAGAUGGUUUUACUCCCUUGCACCUUGCUUUGCAAAAGCUCCAUCCACUUGAAAAUGAGUCAAAUGACAACCAAGUUUUACUUGAAAAUGAGUCAAAUGACGACCAAGCUUUGCAAAAUAACCAUACCCAAUUGGCAUACCGACUAGUUUCUGUUGAUAAAGACCUUGUCCGGGUCCAAGGAAGGGAGGGUGUGACUCCUUUGCAUUACGUUGCUCAAAUAGGAAAUCUUGACCUUUUGUCCAAAUUUCUAGAAGAUUGUCCCACGUCUGUACAAGAUGUAACAAUUAGAGGAGAGACUGUUUUUCAUAUCGCCUUGAAGUACAACAAUCUACAUGCUUUGAAGUACCUUAUAAAAUGGAUUCAGUCUGCCACCAAUGAAUAUGCUUCAUCCUGGGAAAAGAAAUUGCUGAACUGGGAGGACGAGGAAGGCAACACUGUAUUGCACAUUGCUGUAUCCAAAAAUCAACCCCAGGUCGUGAGGCAGUUAUUGAAUGCUGGAGUUCAUAUAAACCGUAAGAAUUUAUGGGGUUUUACAGCUUUAGACAUCUGCUUCCAAGACGGCAACAAUGAGAGAUCGAUGAAGUGUAUGUUAUGUUGUGCAGGAGCUUUAAGAGCUUCUUCUCUUGCUACAGUUAAAUCUUGUGAAGCUCUCCUCAAAUCUCAUUGCCUAAUUUACUCGACUUAUAAAAAGUUACUGAUAUGGAGGUUGCGUCAACAAAAGAAGAUAACAAAUGACUUGCGCAAUAUGUUGUUGGUGAUUGUGGUGUUGUUCAUAACAGCAACAUACCAAACCGCACUCAGCCCUCCCGGAGGAGUUUGGCAAGAUAACUACAAUCCUCCAACUGAUGAUCAGUUCAAUAGCACAAUAUUCCCGAUCAUCCCGAACAACGUUACUAGUGACCUUAGUCCUACCCCACACAGGGUAGGGACAGUAACCAUGAAAAACAAUUACUUUACGCUACUCACUGGUACUAAUGCUGCUUGCUUUGUUCUAUCAGCUUUCAUAAUACUCCCCCUCCUCCUCCCGUUAGAAACGAUUAGUUUUUUGUGUUUCUCACCCAUGAUAUUCCUCUUUGUGUCCUAUGUGAUUUCAAAUGCCGUCAUAUAUCCAUUUGGACCAAUUGACUGGAUUCAUUUUUAA